Malassezia globosa CBS 7966 is the source of this 1818-nucleotide messenger RNA. RefSeq lists its product as uncharacterized. Gene Ontology annotation, molecular function: transcription coregulator activity. Bases 1 to 1818 code for a protein of 605 amino acids. Gene Ontology annotation, cellular component: nucleus; Z disc. The transcript has a single exon. The record is from RefSeq and is a predicted model, not a curated record. Lineage: Eukaryota; Fungi; Basidiomycota; Malasseziomycetes; Malasseziales; Malasseziaceae.
AUGUCAGUGUCGCAGCGUCCAUUGCCGCAGCCAUCAGGCUCGUUCGCUGCGUCGUCGCCCAGUGCCUAUGAUUUGUUUCAUCGCGGCCAUAAGCCAGUACGCCGGACUUUGCCACAAGCGGAAGCCACAGAAGAAUUAGGAGCACAUCGUUUCGGUGGACAUGCUGACGAGGACUUGCCACCACCUGUGCCACCCAAGCCGGAGAAAUCACACGAGAGGCCACGAGCACCGGUGCUUCCACACAUGGAUUUCCACGAGCACACAACAUCGCGUAACAGAGAAACAGCGUCACCAUCCUUCAAGAUCCCACGCAAAAGACCAUUACCACCGUUUCCAGCAAUGGAUACGUCGCCAACAACCACACCUACAUCUUCGCCGCAUCGACCGCUCCCUUCUGUGCGCCAUGGGGCGCGUCCAUUGCCCAUGCCUGGCGCAAGUCACGUACCUAUAAGCAUGGGCUGGGUGGCAGGUCCUCCUGAUAGCCCAUCGCGGCCAUGGUCAAUGUAUUCAUUCCCACCAGCGCCAGCGCAAGUUCAAGCACAAGAACAAGUGCCAGUCGCCCCAUGGCCAUCAACACCUCCGCCAGCGCACCACUUGCCUCUCUCACAACCACCACCGUUACCGCCGCGGUCUGUGCCGCCGAAACCACCAUCGCUUGAGCGAGUUGACUCGCCACCGCCAUCUUUGCCUGUCGAUUCCCCACGACGAGCUAUGCCAGUGGCCACGGCCGCCACUCCUGCAGGAACAACACUGUCUGCAUGCUCACAGCCUCCAGCCUCGGAGGCCACCGGGUCGUUGAAGCUGACGCCAUCGACAUCCACUCCGUCUGGAUCAGCUACGUCCGCAUGCUCUGCUAUAAAGCCAUCGGCAUCGGCUCCUUCGUCUUCCAGCACAUUGGCAACUGCGCCCCCUCAACAUGGCGAGCAUGACAGUUCACGCACACAUCCCUCUCUGCCUGAACACACGAGCGACGUGGUCCCUGCCAAUGCAGCGGCGUCCUCGGCCUCCUCUGCUAAGCCGCCGAUCCCGCUGAUCAUGCUGGAUGGUCACGUCAUGACAGACGAUAUGAUGGAUCCAAGCUCACCUGACGUCUCGCACAAUGUCGCAACAAGUGACGAGAUGCCGGCGCCACAGCAUGCAUCGAGCUCGUCUGCCGCAGAUCGGGAAACGACGCAUGGUCCCUACAUUUCUGAAGGCAUUCACUCCAUGUGCCAUCGCUGUGGGCGCUGGAUCGGUGGUUACAUGGUACAUGCAAUGGGCCAUGCAUGGCAUGCGCGGUGUUUCACAUGUGCACAUUGCCAAACGCCCUUGGAGCACGUAUCGUUCUAUGAGCAUGAUGGCGAGCCGUACUGUCACUUGGAUUUCCACGAAUUAUUCUCGCGCCGCUGCUACCACUGCCAGACGCCGAUUGUCGAUGAAAGAUUCGUGACGGUCGAUGCGUUUGGUGAUGUGCGCUCGUAUCAUGAAGCCCACUUUUUCUGUGCACAGUGUGGCGAUCCAUUUGUGGAGCAGAAAGACAGCGAUGAAAGCACCACGUCCGAGUGCAGUCGGCCGUUCUUUGUGCAUGGCCGGCAUGCAUACUGCGAGUCGUGUCACCGGCCGCGAUGCCAAGCAUGCAAGAAGCCAGUGGGUGACGAACAUGUCCAGGCACUUCGUGCUGUGUGGCAUCCUGAGUGCUUCGUGUGCACGCGGUGCCGAAAACCGUGUCAAGGUGCGACGUUUGUCGCGCCGGACGGGUCGCCGUGUGACUUUGACUGCUACCAGGCAUGGGUCCGUGGCGGCCGUGGCGGGCCUGCGCCGCCAGCCUUUCUUGCCUAA